Molecule: messenger RNA, 1428 nt
Organism: Arachis duranensis
Lineage: Eukaryota; Viridiplantae; Streptophyta; Magnoliopsida; Fabales; Fabaceae
Product: cysteine-rich receptor-like protein kinase 46
Exons: 7
Coding region: 1-1428 (475 amino acids)
Biological process (GO): protein phosphorylation
Molecular function (GO): ATP binding; protein kinase activity
Source: RefSeq, a predicted model, not a curated record
AUGGCAUUCGAGGCACCCAAAACGGAUGGCUACACAGCUAUGGAAGGACGACGUCAAGGUUCGAAUCUCGUCAUCUAUGGUACCGCCACUUGCUGGAAAACAUUGAGCGAGGAUAUGUGUGCUGCUUGCCUAUCAAAUGCUGCUAGCACCGCCAUAUCAUGUUUGCCAUCAACACAGGUCCAUGUUAUCAACACUGGAUGCAUUUUGCGUUAUGCUGAUUAUGACUUCAUUAUUGUUGACUUAAAAAACAAACAAAGAGAAAUUUUGAUGAAAUGCACAGCAAUUCUUCUUGGUGCAAUUGCUAUUUGUUCAUUGCUUAUUGUAGUUGCACACCAUGGGACUAAAAAUGUUGACACACUCUGGGGUAUUCCAAUUUUACGAACAGGACUAGAGAUGAACCCAGGUAGAGUAAAAUUAAGCUCAUGGUUCAUGCAGUUUGAGUACUCGACAUUAGAGAGAGCAACCAAUGUUUUCAAUGAAUUCCAUAAACUUGGCGAAGGGGGAUACGGUGAAGUUUACAAGGGAACCUUACAAGACGGAAGAGAAAUAGCGAUAAAGCGAUUCUUUUUGAGUGGAAUGCAGGGAAAACAACAAGUUUUCAAUGAAAUUGAUGUAUACAGCAAAGCUCAACACAAGAAUCUAGUUCGGUUCCUUGGUUGCUGCUUCACCUCCACAGAAAGCUAUCUGGUUUUUGAAUUCCUUGCAAACAAAAGCCUUAACUGCAUCUUGUUUGAUCCGGAGAAGAAGAAACAGUUGGAUUGGCCAAAGAGGCAGGGUAUAAUCCUUGGCGUAGCUGAUGGAUUGGAACAUCUGCAUAGCAAUUCUGAAGGGCCAAUAAUUCAUAGAGACAUCAAAGCCGGAAACAUUUUAUUAGACUUGAAAUAUAGACCAAAGAUCUCUGAUUUUGGCUUAGCAAAGUUGAAGUCCUAUGACUCUACAUCUAUUGUAGGCACAUUGGGGUAUAUGGCACCAGAAUAUCUUGCUGGUUGUCCCAUAACAGAGAAAGUAGACGUUUACAGCUUUGGAAUAUUAGUGCUUGAAAUUAUCAGUGGAGUGGAGAAUGCAAAAUUUGAGUCUAGUGAAGAAACAUUUGAGACUCUUGUUUCUCAUGCAUGGAAGCAUUUCAAAUCAAACACAACGUCAAAAAUUAUUGAUGAAAGCAUGGAAAAUCAAGAUGUUGAAGAAAUUGCAAGAGUUAUCCAUGUGGGACUUCUGUGCACACAAGAGUUGUCGUAUCUGCGUCCCAGCAUGACAGAGGUGGUAGCAAUGCUUAGACAGAAGGAUGUUGUAAUGCCAUUACCUUCCAAACCUCCUUUCAUUGUUGAUUCUUUGGAAUUUCCACAAGAAACAGAAUCUAGUUGGGAAUCCAAAGGUUCAGAUGAUUCAGAAUCCACAGUACCUUUAAAUUUUGGAGAAAGAAGUGUGUAA